Haliotis rubra (blacklip abalone) is the source of this 714-nucleotide messenger RNA. RefSeq lists its product as uncharacterized. Gene Ontology annotation, molecular function: glutathione peroxidase activity. The transcript has 3 exons. The coding region runs from base 1 to 684 and encodes 227 amino acids. Lineage: Eukaryota; Metazoa; Mollusca; Gastropoda; Lepetellida; Haliotidae. Gene Ontology annotation, biological process: response to oxidative stress. The record is from RefSeq and is a predicted model, not a curated record.
AUGAUAUCCAGACUGAUAAUUUCAUGGAGUCAUCUUUCUAUCGUGGGCUUCCCCUGUGACCAGUUCGCACACCAGGAACCAGGCGCCAACAAGACUGAGUUACUAGCUGGACUCCUGGUAUGUCCGCCCCGGCAUGAACUACACGCCUCACUUCACACUACACAUGAAGAUUCACGUCAAUGGCGAGGACGAACAGCCCUCUACAGAUACCUUGAAGGUGAGUCCACAUUGAUGUACUCAACAGACAGUCCACAGAUACCUGAAGGUGAGUCCACAUUGAUAUACUCAACAGACAAUCUACAGGGACCUGAAGGUGAGUCCACAUUGAUAUACCCUCAACAGACAAUCUACAGAUACCUGAAGUCUGUAAUAAUUUCGUCCGACUUCACCUUUACUUCUCAUCAACACCUUAAUUUUGUUGUCGUGAUUCUUGUCCUGUUCUCUCUGGACGCUUCUUACGACAGAAGCGAGUCAUUUUGGGAUCCUAUCAAGGUGAACGACAUUUCAUGGAACUUCGAGAAGCUUCUCAUUGACCACAAUGGCCGCCCACUCUUCCGGUUCCGGCCGGAUGUUGAACCCAUGGAUCUGGAAGAGCUGGUUGAGCUAAUGUUGACAGGUCCCUGGAUCCCGACGAGUGGAACGCGAAAGCAGAAACUGAGCUCCAAAUUAUACACAACAAAAUGAAAGUCAGAGAGGAGGCGAAGAAGAAAGAGG